Molecule: messenger RNA, 3851 nt
Organism: Lacerta agilis (Sand lizard)
Lineage: Eukaryota; Metazoa; Chordata; Lepidosauria; Squamata; Lacertidae
Gene: SFSWAP
Product: splicing factor SWAP
Exons: 17
Coding region: 1069-3546 (825 amino acids)
Biological process (GO): mRNA 5'-splice site recognition; RNA processing
Molecular function (GO): RNA binding
Source: RefSeq, a predicted model, not a curated record
UUUUUAUUUUAAGCUGGUCAGACUUUUAGGCAGUGUCCAUCUCGGACUGGUGGAAUUCAUUGCUGCGUUUCUGUCAACUCACUUUUUCCAAAUUACAUGGAAAUCAUUGGAUUAUUACUAACAUUCUUCAAUAAACUAAGCUAAACCAAUGUUGCACAAAUAAUUCCACAGAAAUUAUUAGACAAUAAAAAUGCUUACUAAGCUACUUGCCAGUCAUACAUUUGUAGCACAUGCUUCAGUUUACAAAAAUAUCUUUGAUUGCCUGAGGGUGAUUCUUACUUGGCAAAGGUGACUAAAUGAAUAGCUGUUUACAAGCCCAAAAUAAACCAUUUAACUGUAUUUAAGGAGACUUCUGUAUCUCUUGAGCAUUACGGUAUUUUUAGUACCUUCUGUAGAGAACCUCCUUAAAUUGCACAUAUGUUACUGUUCCUAUAUAUGUGUGUCUCUCUAUCACAUAAUCAGCACUUCUUUCCUCAGCCAAAUGGCUAGGGGUCGAGCCUAGCCAAGAUUUUACCUCCAAUGGACGCAAGUUUCUUUGGUGAAGAUUUCUCCUGAGAGUUCGAGACUAGCAGAAAGAAGCGAGGAAAUUGCGACCGUUUGGUUCUUACGGAUAGGUAUUUAUGUAUUUGGGUUUGUGUAAAUGUAACAUUGCCUUUCCACAAAAAAUAUGUAUUUUAUCAAGGGUGUUGAAUGGUUGAACCAUAAACGGUAAGAACAAUGGAGGAAUUGGUUCUUUUUUAACUAGUAAGAUCUUUUGUAAUAGUCUUAAAGGGGGAUUUGAAACCUAUAUUUUUUAUAAAAAAAAUCGUAGUGGGUGAGAAGUGAUUAGUCAGAUUAAAAUACUGAUUUAAUUCAAAUUAAAUAUUUUUUUUUCAAAUGUGUGUGGUAAGUAUUUGUAUAGUGGCAGAAACUAAAGCCCAAAGUUCUUCCAUUGACCAUAUAUUUCAUGUUGCAGGUAUGAUGGGCGUGGUCACCUGCAUGACCUUUCUGAAUAUGAUGCUGAAUAUUCCACAUGGAACAGAGAUUACCAGUUGUCUGAAGAGGAGGCUAGAAUAGAAGCCCUCUGUGAUGAAGAGAGAGGAAGAAUAUAAGAGACUCAGUGAAGCUUUGGCAGAAGAUGGUACCUAUAAUGCAGUGGGAUUCACUUACAGUAGUGAUUAUUAUGAUCCUUCAGAGCCCACUGAGGAGGAGGAACAGCCUUCAAAAGCAAAAGCUGCUGCGGCCAAGGCAGAACAUGUAGAGGAAAAUGAAGAACCAUAUGUUGCUCCUUUGGGACUGAAUGUACCAUCUGACGUGGAGCUGCCACCGACAGCAAAAAUGCAUGCAAUCAUAGAACGGACUGCAAAUUUCGUCUGCAAGCAGGGGGCUCAGUUUGAGAUUAUGUUGAAGGCAAAACAAGCUCGGAACUCUCAGUUUGACUUUUUGCGGUUUGACCACUACCUCAACCCUUACUACAAGUUUAUUCAGAAAGCUAUGAAGGAGGGGCGAUAUGCUGCCACUUCAGAAAAGAAAAAAGAAGAGGAAAAAAAUGCAGGAGGUACUGAUGAUGAAGAUGAUGACUAUGAUGGAGAUAACUACCUGCACCCAAGCCUCUUCGCUUCUAAAAAGCACAGUAGACUUGAAGAGCUUAUGAAGCCUUUAAAGGUGGUGGACCCUGAUCACCCACUGGCAGUGCUUGUUCGCAAGGCUCAGGCUGACAAUAACUUGGCUGCCCCACAGCCAGCUGAGGGAGCAGCUGUUCAGUCGUCACAAAUAGAAUAUUCUUCAGAUCCAACUGUGGCAGCCAUGUAUUACAGUUACUACAUGCUGCCAGAUGGAUCAUAUUGCCUCGCCCCUCCUCCCCCAGGAAUUGACAUGGCAACUUAUUACAAUGCACUGCCAGCAGGAGUGACUGUGUCUAGCACUACAGGAGUAGCCACAAUGACAGCACCACCUCCUCCUGGCACUACACCACCACCAUCUUCAGAGGCAACUGAUGACACCAGUGGUGUAAUGCCUGCCACGACUACUUCAACAAGCACAAUUCCUUCUGUGGUCACCAUCAUCCCCCCACCCCCAGACAUCCAGCCUGUGAUUGACAAGUUAGCUGAAUAUGUUGCUAGGAAUGGGAUUAAAUUUGAGACCAGUGUCCGUGCCAAGAAUGAUCUAAGGUUUGAGUUCCUGCAACCUUGGCACCAGUACAAUGCCUACUAUGAAUUUAAGAAGCAGUUUUUCCUUCAGAAAGAGGCCAGUGACAGCUCAAAGCAGGUAGCAACUUUAUCGGAGGAUGUCCCUGCUGAUACUGCCAACACUGAACCUGGAGAAGCCCAGUUUCCCACUGACAACAUGUCUGAAGAUGUAGAAUCUGCUGCCCAAGGAAAUGAUAAACAAGAUGCACUGGCCAUUAAAAUUGCCAAUGAUGGCAAACUGGUGAAAGCAUCCUUUGCACCAAUAAGCUUUGCAAUCAGGGCCAAAGAAAAUGACAUGCUCCCCUUGGAGAAAAACCGUGUGAAACUUGAUGAUGACAGCGACGAGGAGGGGGAAGAAGGCAAGGAAGGCCAAGAGAAUGCCAGUAGCACCUCAAACAGCCAUUCAGCAUUUGCCAUGUCCAGUGGGGCUGCUGAAGAGAAGAAGCCUCAGCUGACACAGGAGGAGCUGGAAGCCAAACAAGCAAAGCAGAAACUAGAGGACAGAUUAGCGGCGGCGGCAAGGGAAAAGCUAGCCCAAGCCUCCAAGGAAUCGAAAGAAAAGCAGCUUCAGGCGGAACGAAAAAGAAAAGCUGCACUGUUCUUGCAGAACCUGAAGAAUCCCCUGGCAGAUGCAGAGGUUGAGAAGAUGGAGGAGCAUGCCUUCAAUUUAGAGACUGUUGGUAACAUGCAGUGUCCCCUGUUGACUGGCAUCAGGACAUUGCCAACCUUGGAAGCAAAGGCACCUGAAAGACCUUCAAGCAGAAGCAGAGAUCUGCCCAGGGAAGAAGAGCGGGAGAAAAAGAAAAAAAAGCACAAGAAAAGAUCCCGAUCAAGGUCAAGGUCGCCUCCUUCCAAAUAUCACUCUUCGUCUAAAUCCAGGGUUCGAUCACAUUCAAAAGCCAAGCACUCACUUCCCACUGCCUAUAGAACUGUCCGGCAUUCCAGGUCUCGCUCAAGAUCACCCAGGAGAAGAGCUCACACACCUGAAAGGCGGAGGGAGGAGAGGAGCGUCCCAACUGCAUAUCGUGUCAGCAACAGUCCAGGAAUGAGUAGGCGGCGCACACGUUCCAGAAGUCCCCAUGAAAAGAAGAAAAGGAGAUCUCACUCCCACACCAAGUCCAAAGCGAGGUCUCAUUCGCCAUCCAUCUCUCCAGGCAAACAAUCUGCACAUAAGAACUCCACCCAUUCAGCCAGUGUCUCUCCUGUGGAGAGUAGGGGAUCCAGCCAAGAACGUUCUGGGGGAGUUUCUUUGGAAAAGGACGGCCAGAUCUCUUCAGCAAUUGUGUCGUCAGUGCAGAGUAAAAUAACUCAGGAUCUUAUGGCCAAGGUGAGGGCAAUGCUCGCAGCUUCCAAAAACAUCCCAACUAGUGCCUCCUGAGACCAGAAAGAGGGACUCUUCAGAAUACCGUGUACAGAAGAAAACUUGGUUCCAGUGGUUCCCAACAGCAGAGUUCAAGGAGCUGAAAUCCUUGUUGUGUACAGAAGAUCUCAUUGGAACUUCAACGAUUUUUCCACGUCAAACUUCCUUUUGAUAAAAUAAGCCUUUGGGGGUUUUGUAAAUUACGUUUUGACCAGUUCUUCAGUAAGAAUCUUACCAUGAGCAAUGUCUGUAUAUUUGUAAAUACAAUGUUCCUGCGGAUGUUAACACAAAUUAAAAUGCAGAUAAACAAUUUUUAUUAGAUA